Molecule: messenger RNA, 3045 nt
Organism: Tetrahymena thermophila SB210
Lineage: Eukaryota; Ciliophora; Oligohymenophorea; Hymenostomatida; Tetrahymenidae
Product: kinase domain protein
Exons: 4
Biological process (GO): protein phosphorylation
Molecular function (GO): protein kinase activity; ATP binding
Source: RefSeq, a predicted model, not a curated record
AUGAUUGCACACAAAUUUCCAGGUAUUCAACUAGAUUUAAGCUCAGUUGAAGUAAUAUGGCUUCACUUUACUCGUUUCUUUAUGGAGCUAGAGGCCAAUUUUGAUUCUUCGAUGCAUGUUUUUAAAGAACCAACAGGAGUUUACUAUAAAUUAACAGGGAAUUAUAGUCCAAAGAUAUUGGAAGAAGCAAAGCAGAAAACAGUUAAUUAUGUUUAAAAGAAUAAAAUAGAGAUGCUAAAUACUGAAUUAGAAUAUAAACAAUACAUGAAUAUAUGUUAAGAUUUAAGAUAGAAAUUCCCUAAAAUUUAUAUUUAGCUGCUCCAUUACAAUGUUUUUGAUUAUGUUAGCAAAAGACUUCAUCAAAAAUUUGGCUAUAAGCAAGCUCUUUAGGAUUACUAAGAAUUAAUUAAAAAGAAAAAGAGAUUCUGCUAUUUAAUAUGUGAUAAAGCUUAUUUUCCUUAAAUUAAGGAGGCCUUCUAUUAGUUAGCAGAACCUUACGAAAAGGCAGCCUAACAGGUUUCAUUAAGAAGAACUAUAUCUACAACAUCUCCUCCUGUUAGUUAUCAAGUAUACUAACAAAACCCUUAAACAUUUCCUAAUCAUAAUAGAAGCAAUAGUACUGCAAUAGUCCAAAACAUAAAUACAAGUAUUAUUCAAUAAAAUUAAAUGAAUGACGAAGAAACGAACAUUAAUAAUUAAGAGCCUAGCUCAUCUCCAAGAUUGACUCUAGGUAAAAAGAGCAAUUCUUACUAUGAAGAAGAUGACUAUUCUUAUACAAAUUAAGGAAGUAUGGAUUAAGCUGAUUUCAAAGGAUUGGAUAUUUAAAAAGAAGAAUUUCCAUGUCUUUCUGAUGCUUAAAUAUUAUUAAAUCAACAACAAGCUUCCUAACUCAAUGAUUCUUAAUUGAGUAACUCAAAUAGCGGUUCAAAUAUUAAGAGUGAAGUCUCUAAAAAGAAGAAUAACAAAAAGUAAAAAAAGAAGCUACAAUAAUAGCAAAUAAAACUACAAUAAUAGUAACAAUAAUAAUAGCAACUUAAUUAAGCUAGUUCUUAAGCAUUAAAUUCUUUUCUUGAAAGCUAUCAAAAAGAAUCAAUUUCUUCAGAUGUAUAAAAAUCAUAAUCUCAGUAAACCAUAUAAACAAUUUAGAAUUAUACAAAAGCAGAGUAAUUUGAUGAAUGGGAUUUCGAACUCCCUACUUAUAAACAGACCUAAAGUGAUCCUAAUUUAGCUAACAAACCUUUAUCUUUGAUUCUUUAAGAAGAGUAUCCUGGAUAUUUCAAUUUUUAAAAACCAUAGACAACAAAUUAAAAAUCAGGGUAGAAUCAAUUAUAAAAUAGCGAACAAAAGUAAAAAGCUUCUAGCUAACAACAAAGUGAUCCUAAAAGCAGCAAUUCUACAAAUAAAAAAGAAGCUACUAGUUCUUAAAAUUCACAAUAAUAGAUUUUAAAAAAAACAUCGAGUCAAAAUAGUUAGUAAAAUUAAUAGUAAUCCAAUAAUUAAAAUAUUACAUAAUAAAUUUAAAAUCCAUCUUAAGUUAAAGAAAAGUUGAAUUAACAAAGCCAAUAAUAAAUGAAUUAAAAAUUAUUUUAAAGCGAUUAAGUUAAAUCAAGUGUUUAGGAUAAGUUUGAAAGAAGUCAAAAUACUGACUCAAAUAGCUUUGAUGAGGUUUAAUAAAUAAUAUAAUAAGAAUUGAAUUUAGCAAAUUCAGCUAGCAAAAGUGCUGAAAAUUAUCAAAUUAAUAUUGAAAAUAAAGAACCUAGCACUUAUUAAGAUCAUUAAUAACUUCCUAAAUAACUUCACCAACAAGCUUCAUAGAAAUCAUCUAAUAGUGACUCAGCAAAAAAAAGGGAGGAUUUUAUUACAGAGUAAUCCUAAAAAGAAUUGCUUAUCAACUAGACCAACUUUUUGUUGAAACUUUAGAAUUAAUCUCAUCCACCUGGACUCCCUCCACCACCUUAAUAAUCUGAUGAUUUAUAAAAAACAUUUUUAUUUGAAUAAAAUUCAUAAGGUUCAACUUAAGAACAACCACAACUAUCUUUGAAUGCUAAAAGCUCUGAAAAUUAAAGUACAAAAUUAAAAAAUACUGAACUAAGUGAGAAAUAGUAAAAGCUUAUGAAAUCUAUUAAAAGUGAACCAUUCAACCCAAAUAAAGGGACAAUAAGCAUAAAAUUAGAUUCUAUUAUUGUAGAAUAAGAUUUUAAAAUUGAAGAGCUUGCAGAAAAACAAAUUAUUUUUUCAGAUGAUUGCACAGAAACUAUUAAAAUUAUCUAUAAGGAAAACUAGUAUUGCUUAAAAAAAUUUAAAAAUCUAAGUGCAUUUAACCUUAGAAGAGUAAAUAAUUAUAUAGAAAACUUAAGGGUCCUAGCAUCUCCUCGUAUUAUAAGAUCAUUUGGCAAAACUGUUUCAUAUUCUAAACAUACAUUCGAUUUAUUUAUCCUUCUUGAUUUCAAGGAAAGAAAUCUAAUGCAAGCAAUAAAAGAAAAAUUAAUUAUCUCUUUUAAUGACAAAUUAUCUGUUCUUUGGUAGAUUACCUAAGCAAUACAACAAAUUCAUGGAAAUGUAGCUUAGGAUAAUAUGAUUCAUGGAAACUUAAAACCUGAAAAUAUACUCUUAAGCUCUAAAAAAAAAGUUUUUUUAUAAGAUUUCUAUGUGUUAAAAAACAGAGAAAAUAAAUAUAAACCUAAGAACGAAGGAUUAACUCAGGCUGCAGAUAUUUGGUCUCUUGGAUUAAUUACAUACUUUUUAUUCACAGACCAUCUUAUAGACACAGAAAAAGCAGAAUAUCUUAUCUCAGAAUAAGUUCUGCUUAAUCAAAUAUACAAACCAGGAAAUAGUGACAUAAGAGUUAUUUAUAAUUUAAUUGAGAGAAUGCUUGAUUCUAACCCAUCUAAUCGCCCAGAUAUAGAAGAAAUAGUCUCUCAUCUGAAGCCAAUAAUUUAAAAGAAAAACAAAGAAUUAAAUAUUGGCCUGAAUGUUUAAUCCAGUGCUUUUGAAAAUAUUCAACAUAUUUCAUAAUAAAAUGUAAGCAGCAUAAUAACGAACUGA